CUUCGAUCAAAUUUUUUUUUUCCUACAUUUCUUUUGGAGAAAAACACACAAUCUAUUGCAUCACAGUUAUCUUCCCUACUAGGAGGGUGCGCAAGGAUUGUUGAUUGCUUUUCCAACAUUCAUACGAGGGAGAAAGUCGAUAUAGAUGAAUGUCGUCACGGCCCGGGCAUUCCCAAUCGGAUGCCAAUUCCGACCACAUGUCCAAGAGCAGGGCCACCAGCCCUGUCCCUGCCUCCUCCCCCGGCGGCGGCCCCACCACCCCCGACAACUCCGUCAAGAACAACAAGAAAAAGAAAUCGAUCAUCCCCAAGAUUUUUGGUUCCAAAAGAGGCGGCAAGGGGAACUCAGAUGGUGACGUUUUAAGAUCAGAAACAGAUGAAAUCGUCCUCGAUGUUGAAAAUAAUAAGAUGAUUGCUGCCAGGAGAAAGGCAUUCUUGGACGCGUCUCCUCGCAUGAGGAAGAGUUUCUCAGAAAGACAGACAAAUAGAAGGAUCGAAGGUCUAAACCUGUCAAGCUUCGAAGUCUCUAUGGCCCCAGCAACAGAAGUUAAAGAAGUCCGCAUCUUUGUUGGGACAUGGAACGUCGGCGGCAAGACCCCCAACAGCAGCCUAAACCUCGAAGAUUUCCUCCAAGUUGAAGGGUCCUCCGAUGUAUAUGUUUUGGGGUUUCAGGAAGUUGUUCCUCUAAGUGCAGGGAACGUGCUGGUACUGGAGGACAACGAGCCUGCAGCAAAAUGGCUUGUCCUGAUAAACCAGGCCCUUAACAGGCCAACCCAUGACUCGUCAGAUUUGAGCAAUAAUGGCACGAAAUCAUUAAAUAGCUCCAAGUUCUUCCAUAAGCCAUCCUUGAAGGUCCUCAGCCGGAACUUCCGGGCCGACGGGAGCCUCCUGAAGUCGUGCAAUUGCCCCACGGAACAAUACUCACCCAUCGGGGAGAGACAGAGGCAUAGAAACCUGAGCGAUCCAAGCAACCGGCCCAAGUACAUGUCUUUCCAGGGCAGGGUUGAUAGUGGCGUAGAUGAUAUGAUAUCUGCUGCUGCGGAUUUUCCUCUGAGUCCAACCUCCUCUGCCGGGGGCGGGAUGCGCUACCGGCUCAUUGCAAGCAAGCAGAUGGUCGGGAUAUUCCUGACGGUGUGGGCACGGAGCAAGCUGGUGCCACACAUCGGUCAUCUUAGAGUCAGUUCUGUUGGGAGAGGAAUCAUGGGCUGCCUUGGAAAUAAAGGUUGUAUCUCCAUGAGCAUGUCGUUGCACGAGACAAGCUUCUGCUUCGUGUGCAGUCACUUGGCUUCAGGGGAGAAAGAAGGCGAUGAGCUGAGGAGGAAUGCUGACGUGACGGAAAUCCUCAAGAGCACGCAGUUCUCCAAGGUCUGCAAAAACUCUGACCGCCAAGAACCCGAGAGAAUCAUCGACCAUGACCGAAUAAUUUGGAUGGGAGAUUUGAAUUACCGGGUUUCUCUAAGCUAUGAGGAGACGAGGACUUUACUGGAGGGUAACGACUGGGAUGCCUUGCUCGAGAAGGAUCAGCUAAACAUGGAGAGAGAAGCAGGGAGAGUGUUCAGCGGCUUUAGGGAGGGAAAGAUCCUCUUCGCACCGACCUACAAAUACUCCCAUAAUUCGGAUUCUUAUGCUGGAGAAACUGGCAAAUCCAAGAAGAAACGCCGCACACCUGCCUGGUGUGAUAGGAUACUUUGGCGAGGGCGUGGAAUUGAACAACUAUCCUAUGUGCGGGGAGAAUCAAGAUUCUCAGAUCACAGGCCCGUCUGCUCUGUAUUUUCGGUGGAAGUUGAAGUGAGAAGUAAGAAAAUGAAGUUCCGAAAAGGUUACUCGUGUGCCGGUACUAGGUUGGACUAUAAUGACUGUAUACCUCAGAAGCAUAGCUUUUAUGAAUUUUGAGUGGAGCGCUCCUCAUCUGUUUUUGCUUCUUCAAUUUUUGCGGAACUUGGUCUAACUUGACCAAGUUUGGGAAAAAUUUUGUGGGAAAAGCCACCGCUUAAAAGUCUAUACAAUUGAUUUUUUUGUUUCCAGAAUGGACUAGAUCGAAAACGAGCAAUCAAUGUAAGAUCAAAAUAUAUAUGAUGCCGAGUGUUUUGUUCAA
Molecule: messenger RNA, 2094 nt
Organism: Punica granatum (pomegranate)
Lineage: Eukaryota; Viridiplantae; Streptophyta; Magnoliopsida; Myrtales; Lythraceae
Source: RefSeq, a predicted model, not a curated record